UUUUCCAAACGCAGCGCACCACCAAUCUGCUCUACCGCUUGAAAGCCUGGUGCAACACAGUGACGCAAAUGUAAUUUCUGAAUUUCAGCUCCCACCACAAUGAACACCGCCACCAUAACCAAAGCCGUCGACGAGCGAUACACUGCCUCCGCCUCCGCCCCUCCCCAUCCCGCCUACUGCAAUGCCGUCGCCCAAGCAUUCGGCUACUCUGCCUCGGACCUCCUCUCAAUCCCCUCCGAAGCCAAUCUCGGCCUCAGCUGCGGGAACCCCCUCGCGCUCGCAAACCUGCACGAAGGCGAGACAGUCAUCGACCUAGGAUGCGGCGCUGGUCUCGACUGCUUCCUUGCAGCGCGGAAAGUCGGCGGUGCAGGAAGCGUCGUAGGCGUUGAUAUGAACGAGACAAUGCUCACCAAAGCUCGGGAAAACGCAUCCAAAGCCGGUAUCAGCAACACUACUUUCCUGCUCUCCCGCAUUACCGCCAUCAACCUCCCAGAUGCCACCGCUGAUGUUGUGAUAUCAAACUGCGUGAUCAAUCUUGUUCCCCGCGACGAGAAGCACCUCGUCUUCAAAGAGAUCUUUAGACUGCUGAAGCCGGGCGGCAGAGUGGCAGUGUCGGAUAUCUUGACGAAGAAGGGGCUGUCUGAGGAGAUGAAGAGGGACGUAGCGCUGUACGUAGGUUGCGUGGCGGGCGCCAGCAUGAAGGCGGAUUAUGAGGCGUGGAUGGAGCAGGCGGGGUUCCGGGAGGUGAUUAUUGUGGAUGCUGGGGUAGACUUGAAUGUUUAUGCGAGGACGGAGAACAAGGGGGUGGGUGCUGGCUGCUGUGAACCAAAGAAUGUGGAAGACAUCAAUGUGUGUUCCAAAGAGCGUGAUCGUGGUAGUGACGGAUCCUGUGGGAGCGUGAAUACAAUUGCAGGUGUCAGUGAGGGUAUGAAGACAAAUUUCCAGGAUGUGGAUCUGAAUCAGUGGGCUGGAUCAUUCAAAAUCUUUGCAGUCAAAGGCGCGUAGUCGGCCAAAAUGACGAUCCCUGGUGGACGCAGCAGGAUAAGGUAUU
Molecule: messenger RNA, 1051 nt
Organism: Paraphaeosphaeria sporulosa
Lineage: Eukaryota; Fungi; Ascomycota; Dothideomycetes; Pleosporales; Didymosphaeriaceae
Product: ubiE/COQ5 methyltransferase
Exons: 4
Coding region: 100-1005 (301 amino acids)
Molecular function (GO): methyltransferase activity
Source: RefSeq, a predicted model, not a curated record